GAGAAUCCGCUCGACGCCGGCCAUAUUGCUUUGAAUGAGUGCGUGAAAACAUCGGGCUAACGAGUAGCCGCGAAAUAAAUCUUCCAACAUCGUCGAGUUGCGGAGAUCCACACCGUGAUCGUCAAUCAUGGAGAAUUCCUACGGUAUCGGUACGACCAACCGCUUCUCGCUUUUGAUCGAAAACGAGUCGGAUCCGUCGGAGACGGCGAUCAUCGUCCCCGACAAGGAUUCGAAGAAGAGCAAGAGCAAGGUAGCCGAGAAGGAAAACAAAGGCAAGCCAGAGGCGCCGGCGAAGAAUAAGCAGCCGACGCAGCCGGCACGCAAGCCCGCCAAGGAGACGCCGCCGAAGCCAACUGAAGGCAAACGCGAAGACGGCAAGCCCACUGGACCACGCGCUGAGAACAAGACGGACAGGCCGUUCACGAAGUUCAACAGUGAGAAUCGCGAAGAGAGGAACAAUCGACGCAAUCGUGAAGAAAGGCCUUUCAAUGGCAAUUCAUUUGAUAACAACAAGGACCGUGAAGACAGACCGAGACGCGACAAUGCCGGAGGUGAUUUCGAGAGCCGACGAGGCCGUGGCGGUAUUGGCAACCGAGGUGCACGUGGGGCUGGCCCACGUCGCCAAUUUGAUGACCGAAGAGGCAAACGUGAAUUCGACAGGCAGAGUGGAUCCGACAAGACGCAUGGUUACAGAGGAGUGAAACCAGUUGACAAAAGGGACGGUGCUGGCGCUCAUAACUGGGGAUCUCACAAGGACGUCAUCGAAGAGGCAGACCCAAGCAAGACUACCAAUGAUGUUGAAGCUGUCUGGAACGAAGGCGAAAAGACCGAUGCUGCUAACACUACUGUUGAAUCUAAGGAAGGAGAAACUGAAGCCGAGCCCACGCCCGUAGAAGAGGAACCCAAGGAACUGACCCUCGACGAAUGGAAGGCUCAACGCGCUGGACGCCAGAAGCCACAAUACAAUCUACGCAAGGCGGGCGAAGGCGAGGAUCAGACACAAUGGAAGAAAAUGUACGAGCUGAGUAAGAAGAAGGCUGGCGAGGAAGAGGACUCCGAAGAUGAUGAAUACGAUAAUGCUGAGUAUCCGCAACGCGUCGGCCGCCAGAAGCAUGUGAUUGGCAUUGACUUCCACUUCAACGACUCGAACAGACGAGGCACUGGUGGACGCGGGCGUGGUACCCGCGGCGCUGGACGUGGAGGACGUCCUCGUGAACCACGUGGUACUGGCGGUGACAAAGGUGGUCGUUAUCGCAACGAAGAUGCUCCAUCGAGAGAAAUGGGUGGCGGUCGUGAGGAGAGCGUUUAUCACGCACGCAACGCUCCCAAGGUCGACGACGAGCGCGCCUUCCCAUCGCUCGGUUAAAUACCGCGCCUCCUGUAGCCGGAGCGGCGCUAAUUCACACAACAAAGCAGCAACAUCAACAGCCAACAUCCAUUCGACGACCACGGCGCAGGCGACAAACAACCGCAGCAUAUAAACAACAACAACAUACGCAACCCGCAACCACAGCUCUUUAUCACGUUCUCUCAUCACGGCCACCAAUAUACUAAUAUUGCAACAGACAUUUUUGAACGCAGCGCGGUUUGGAAAACUACUCUUUUCAACCAACUGUCAUAUUGUACGACUAUUGUUUUCACCGCGAAAGCAAAGCACAAGUGAUCGAAUCUUGAUCGUAUCGAAUCUUAAACGUGGAGUGUACGCCGCGCGGCGUACUGUAAAACUAAAACGAGAAAAAAAUUGAACGCGCAUGAAAAUAUGAAUUGGUACAAACAAACAAAUUACUAUGAAAUGUUCAUGUUCAUAAAAAAAGAAAUAGCGGCGAUUGUUGAAUACUAUUAUUAUAAAUAGGAUUAUUAUUAACUCAUCAUUUUUUGUUUUCUCAUCAUCGAACACAUACACAUUACGUUUUUAUUUCACCGGCGAGUGCAGAGUUUAUUUUUUCAUUCGACAUUUUUAACUACACACACAGACACACUAUGCACGCGCGCACGCAUGAACACUUGUAAAUGUAUCAUCAGUAAUCUUGUUUUCGGAUUAAUUCGCGGCCGGUUUUUAAAUCUUGCUAGAUCUAGAAGACGGACUAUAUAUAUAUAUCAUGCGUUUUUAGUUUGAAUAUUGUUACAAAGAAGAUGAAAACUAGGCCUCGGCGUGACGCGCGGCGCGAGACACAUUUGAACACGAAUCAAUAUAUGCAUACAUUAUUAGUAUUUUGAUAAUGUAAUUAACUAUUAAACCUAUUACAAGAUUGUGUGUAAAUAAUGCCAACAUUUAAUUAGAUAUUAAUGCGUUCCGUGCGUUUCGUUCACCUCACACACAAAACAUCCGGUACGCCGUAAACAGAAACUAAUACCAGAUAAACAAACAAACAAACAAAAGAAACAUUUCUUCUCUUUCUGCAUGUAAACAGAAGAUGCAAAUUUAUUGUAACGAUGGAGACGCAAGAAGAGGAUGCCGAGUCUCCGCAACUCGACGAUGAAAACGAUCACGGAUAAAAUAUUACAAUUAACAUUAAUUAAUCGAUAAGUUCAUUAAUGUUAAACAUUAAACAAUUGAGAAAAAAGAGUAACAAAUCUUAUCUUCGGCGCGUGUUGAUUGUACAAGCAAAAGCAAAUUUCGAGUGUAAAAACGACAACGACGACUCACACACAGCAUUUUUCGGCGGGCGAUUGCCGGACACACUGGUGCUCUGGUGGUCGCCGGAUUAGUCUCCCUCGACCACACGGUUUCCUCAAAAGGUCUCACUAGACUUAAGCAAAAUGUGUACCCCAUGUGAAGCAGAGCGAGAAAAAUAAGUAAUAAAUGGCAAGGAACCCCCGAACUUGACGCGCAGGCACCAGUAACCAUGAAUUUGAUAAGAUCUUUAGGCAAUGUUGAAUGUGAACUAACUUUUGACAUUUAGAACUUGCAAACCAAUCAAAUAAUGAGCACUAAUAAAUGAGUGUUUCUUUUAAAUGUUGCGCAUCGGCGCCGUUUUCAUCACACGUAUUCACUAGUUUUGUUUUUGGGCUGUAGCGAAGUAAGUUGUAGCUAGUAACGAUUUUUUUUAUAUAUAAAGUGUUGUGGCGUUUCUUUUCAUUUUGGUUACGCUUGCGAUGCGUGCGGAAGGCGACUGUUCGUAGCUUGUACAAACUUAGUUUAUUUGGAUAAACUAUUAUUUUUCGUUCUUUUUGUUUGUAUUUAGUCGUAAAUUUGUGAUUGAAUUUUGUUGACGUGCUUUUUAUUAUUACUUAUUAAUAAUAGUAAUAGUAUGUAGUCGAA
This is a messenger RNA of Dalotia coriaria, 3262 nucleotides long. Its product is annotated as SERPINE1 mRNA-binding protein 1-like. Gene Ontology annotation, cellular component: cytoplasm; nucleus. Lineage: Eukaryota; Metazoa; Arthropoda; Insecta; Coleoptera; Staphylinidae. Gene Ontology annotation, molecular function: RNA binding. The coding region runs from base 128 to 1366 and encodes 412 amino acids. The transcript has 8 exons. The record is from RefSeq and is a predicted model, not a curated record.